Messenger RNA from Danio rerio (zebrafish), 1197 nucleotides. It is a transcript of the gene ppt2a.3, whose product is annotated as palmitoyl-protein thioesterase 2a, tandem duplicate 3. Gene Ontology annotation, cellular component: lysosome. Gene Ontology annotation, molecular function: thiolester hydrolase activity. Lineage: Eukaryota; Metazoa; Chordata; Actinopteri; Cypriniformes; Danionidae. The record is from RefSeq and is marked validated.
CGACAGAACAUCACGCUCCAAACAAUUUACCAGCUGUUUUAUCGUGGAGCGUCCUGCUAAGAUUAUAAGCAGUUGUGGCGAUGGCUGAUGGCUGCAGACCAUGUGUUUUUAUUUUGGUUGUUUUACUGCUGCUGCCCUCAGCCAUCAUGGCGUACAGACCAGUGAUUAUUAUUCAUGGGCUAUUUGGUGGACCUAAAGAGUUGACACCCUUUGUGAACUUCAUUAAAGAGUCUCAUCCAGGUACGAGUGUGACUGCACCAUCUCUGUAUGAAUACGCAGCCAGUGUGAAGCCAAUGUGGGUACAGGUGGAAGGCUUUAAAAAGGUCAUUCAACCCAUCAUGGAGAGCGCUGAAGAUGGUGUCCAUCUCAUCUGCUAUUCGCAAGGUGGUUUGAUAUGUCGAGGAGUUCUUGCUACUCUUCCUCAACACAAUGCUCACUCUGUGAUAUUCCUGUCUUCACCACUAGCUGGCCAGUAUGGAGUUACAAGGGCCAUCAGCGGUGUGUUCCCUAAACUGCCCAAGUCCUCACUGCACAAUGUUUGUUAUACUGAACUUGGACAAAAAACAUCCUUCUGCAGCUACUGGAAUGAUCCACAUCAUAGAGAGAAAUACUUGAAUUCCAGUGUCUUUCUGGCCCCGCUGAAUGGAGAAGUUGAACAUGUCAACUCAACAGAGUGGCGAAACAAUUUUCUGCGCAUAAAAACCAUGGUGUUGAUUGGCGGACCAAAUGAUGGUGUUAUCUUACCGUGGCAAUCAAGUAUGUUCGGGUCUUAUGACCGUAAUGGAAAGGUGAUUGAUAUGGAAAAUCAGGAUUUUUAUGUAAGGGAUACCUUUGGCCUGAAAACACUGAAAUCCCAAGGUGUCUUGUGGAAGUGUAUUAUUCCUCGUGUUAAGCACAAUUCCUGGCCUUCAGACCCCAGGGUCUUCCAGAACUGCGUAGAAAAGUGGCUCACGUAAUCACAAUCCUGUACGCCAAUUCUCAAACUCCAAUUCCUGGAGGGCCGCAGCUCUGCACGGUUUAGCUCCAACCAUCCCCAACCCACUUCUGCUUUUCAGAUCAGCUGUUUUAUUAGGGUUGGAGCUGUGCCGAGCUGACACCCUCCUGGAAUUAAGUUUAAGACUUGCUGUCUGCUGCAAGUAAUAAUUUGUCAAGAUUUGUACUUCUUUUUAACACAAAUAAAUAAACUAUAUUUUGUUA